AUGAGCCAAGAGCCAUUCAGGUCCGCCAUCCCUCUACCUGGGCAGAGUAGCAAGUCGUUGCUGCUUAUUGUGCUGCUUGCCGAUACACCGCUGCCUCUGUCGGUCCAUUUCACCCCACCUCCGCAUUUCGGCUUGAUUAGCUGACGAUCUGACAUCUGUUUCGCUCAAUCUCACAGCGUCAAAGCAGCGCAUGGGAACUACCAUGAUAUAUUCACUAGCCUAUUCGAGCACUCGGUCCAACUUCACGCCUCGCAAAUCAAGCUGGGGUCGAAAACAACGAGUGGAACCCAGUCUGAAGCGGUGCUGACGGUGGAGAGCUACGAUGCCGUGCAAGGCCAAUACCCGACAGAGGAUCGGGUCAAAGAAGCGCACGGAGUGCUCAUUACAGGGAGCGGUGCGUCGUUCAAAGAAAGAUCACCGAGUCUUCUCGGCGUGCCUAUCUAGUCCUUCGACUCGGUUGGCAGAAUCUGACUCUAUGCUCUCGGUAAUUGCAUGUUGUUCGCCCAUAGCUUCUUCAGCAUACGAAACAUUCGACUGGAUCACCAAGCUCGUAGGAUAUACCGCCUCAUUGCCCAAGAUCAACCCGCAGAUCAGGUUAAUCGGUAUCUGCUUCGGGCACCAAAUCAUCGCGAGGGCCUUCGGGUCGACGGUCGAGAGAAACAGCAAGGGGUGGGAAGUCGGAGUGAGGGUGAUGGAUCUGACAGAGUAUGGUUCCAGCAUCUUUGGGGGUGAAAGAUUGGUGAGUGUCGCGGUGAUCUAUGCCCGAGCGUCUCCGCCGUCGGCCGAGGAAGCCUACGGCAGUUUGGGACCUCCUCGUCGAGCCUAGCCGCCGACACCAUCCCCACAUUGAUAUUCCACAGGCGAUUCACCAGAUGCAUCGAGAUCACGUCCCUUCUCUGCCGUCCGGUUUCGAACUGUUGGGAUCGACACCGAUGUGUUCCAUCCAUGGCAUGGUCAAAUAUUUCAGCUCGGCCCCUUCACCGCCGUCGGCCAACCUAGGCGACAUCGAGGUCCUAACGUUGCAAGGCCACCCCGAGUUUUCUCCCGACAUUGUGCUCAAGGUGAUCGAAGUGCGAGCCGAACGAGGUGUGUUUGAUCCCGAGAUGGCAGAGAAAAGCCGAGCGCAUGCGCGGGAAUCGGAUGAGGGGGUCCGGAUAGGCGAGGUGGUGCUCCGGAUUAUCGGGCUCUAA
Molecule: messenger RNA, 1190 nt
Organism: Microbotryum saponariae
Lineage: Eukaryota; Fungi; Basidiomycota; Microbotryomycetes; Microbotryales; Microbotryaceae
Source: the annotation of a GenBank genome assembly